Cooperia oncophora is the source of this 453-nucleotide messenger RNA. The record is from the annotation of a GenBank genome assembly. Lineage: Eukaryota; Metazoa; Nematoda; Chromadorea; Rhabditida; Trichostrongylidae.
AUGUAUGGUUCCAGCCCCUCACUAUGUCUUAAGGCAUGUGAGUGCGCAGCUAAGAUCUUGCUCCUGGAAAACCUCUCUGAUAAUGAUUUUUCUUGUGCUGAAGUCUUAGCAGGACUGAUCUCCAGACUUUUCCACUCAAGCUGCUCACGACUUCCUGCGGUAAAGUCUUGUAUAGAAAAAUUCUUCGCCAUGUUCUCUUCUGUCCAGAGACCGAUUUUGUGCUUCACAUUGCAUAGUAGGCGGGCUCUGAACUUAAUAGUUGGUGGUGCAACACAGUAUAGGCUUUUGAAAAACGCUCCUGACAGAGAGCAAGGUUCUGUGCAACCAGUUUUUCUACGUGAGCUACUUGAUUAUCAAAAGGAUCAUCCUGAUGAUGCCUGUGCUUCACUGUAUUGGCAGACUGCUGCAGCAUUGGAUCUGGACGAGUUUUGGAAGCCAUCGGGAGCUUCUUGA